Sander lucioperca (pikeperch) is the source of this 2811-nucleotide messenger RNA. RefSeq names its product ADP-ribosylation factor-like 14 effector protein (gene arl14ep). The transcript has 6 exons. Lineage: Eukaryota; Metazoa; Chordata; Actinopteri; Perciformes; Percidae. Bases 214 to 2748 code for a protein of 844 amino acids. The record is from RefSeq and is a predicted model, not a curated record. Gene Ontology annotation, cellular component: intracellular membrane-bounded organelle.
CUUUAACAGCAAAGAAAAUGUAAGUGAUUAUCUGAGCCGCCGCCAGAGGGCAGACUAUCCCGAGACAAAACAGGAAGUUGAAGAGGAUAUACAUUUUUACUUCGCCAAGGAAGAAGCCGAACGAAAACAAUCACAAACCGACCCGCCAGUCGGUUCUUUCUCCUGCACGUGUUGGAUUCAGUAUUAUCUCUUCUUUUUGACCAAAAGGACACCAUGCCUGUUAUUUGUGCGGCAAUAGGGUGCAACAAUAAGUUUGUCAAAGGGUCGGAAAUCAGAUUCUACAGGUUCCCACUCAGCAAACCUCAGCUUGCCAGCAAAUGGGUACAAAGCCUGGGGAUGAAAAACUUCAUCCCAACUGCCAACACCUGCCUCUGCUCAGAGCAUUUCAGGACCGACUGCUUCAGGGACUACAACGGCAAACAGUUUCUGAGGGAGGAUGCCGUGCCCACCAUAUUCACCCAGGGGCAGGAUUCAUCAAAGAUUGAACUGCGUAAAAGAGGGGUGGCACCAAAGGAGACAAAUGUUGCAAAUCAAAUGGGAACACAAGCAGAAAGAGACCGAGCGAAAGAGGGCGCCAGUCUACGCAGAGAAAAAAGAGGAGGAAUGAGGGUCACAAAGAAGAUACGGCUUACUACAGAAGAGGACUUGGAUAUGGAACUAGCCUCAUCAGAGAGCAACAGUGAGGACAGUGAAUAUGAUUCGGAAAGAGAAGAAAUGUUUUCUAAUAGCCACGACGACCCUUUAGAUCUAUCAAAUGAAGAUAGUGAUUCGGAUUGGGAGCCCGGCACUAAACCAGGCAAGCACCCAACCCCCUCCCCUACUAAACCUAGGAGGCAGAAGCAGCAACGCUCCUCUUCUGCAGCCAGUAGCCCCGCCUCCAGUGACUUGGAUAUGGAACUAACCUCAUCAGAGACUGACAGUGAGGACAGUGAAUAUGAUUCGGAAACGGAAGAAAUGUUUGCCAAUGGCCAUGACAACAUUUUAGAUCGCUCAAAUGAAGAUAGUGGUUCGGAUUGGGAGCCUGACACUCAACCGGACAAGCACCCAGCUCCUUCCCCCGCUGACCCUCUAACUACCCCCAGUGGAUUGGUGGAUUCUACUUCCAGCACACCCACCGCUGGACGUUCACGUUCCCAUGCUGCCAGAGGUGCUCGGGGUAGAGGUAGAAGAGGAAGGACACCUAGAGCAUCCGGUUCACGUCCUGCCCCCCACACAGCGGACCAGCAGUGGCAUACUGUGGAUGACCCGGAUGUUUUGCCUGAUCCACUGGUCUUCAUGCCAGUAAGACCACCUGGACCGCAGCAGGGCACCAGGGUUGCUUGCAGUCCACUGCAAUUCUUUAAACUUUUUUUUACAGAGGCUGCGCUCAAGACUUUGUUGGCAAACACCAAUGCAAAUGGUGCCAAGCAACAAGAAGGGAAAAAAGGAGCAUGGCGCGACAUCACCAUCAAUGACAUGUUCUCCUUCCUUGCUAUGGUGAUUUACAUGGGCUUGUUAAGGUGCUCUGCGCUGGUGGACUACUGGAGAGGAUCCCGACUCUACUCUCUCCCAUUCCCCUCCUCUGUCAUUUCACGGAACAAAUUCUUCACCAUCUGCCGUGCUCUGCACUUGAGUGACCUCAAAGCUGAUGAGGAGAAUAAUGCCAAGAAGGGGACACCAGGACACGACCGUCUUGGCAAGAUAAAGCCCCUGUACGAGGACAUUGUCAAAGCAUGCAAGUCACACUUCCAACCCAGUCAGCACAUUUCAAUUGAUGAACGAACGAUAGCAUCAAAGGCGAGGCUAUCUCUCAAGCAGCAUGUUCGGAACAAGCAGGGGUACAAGCUGUUUGUACUGGCUGAUUCUAAUUGCGGCUACACAUGGAACGUUUUUGUGCGUCAGGGCAAGUCAUCUGGCUCUGGGAAGGGACCGGGGUAUGAGUCGGUGAUGUCCCUCAUGGACUUCACAUGUCUGGGCACAGGUUAUCAUCUCUAUGUCGAUAACUUCUACACCAGUUCUCAACUUUUCAAGGACCUGUUGAAAAAGGGGAUUGGGGCAUGUGGCACUAUUCAUGCAAACAGAGUUGGGUUUCCUCACAAUUUCCCCAGGGGUACUCCUCGGGGCACCAUACAGUGGAUUAGGAACGGCAAAGUGCUUUUUGUGAAGUGGAUGGACACCCAAGAGGUCAUCGUGUGUUCCACCAUCCACAAGGCCUUCAACGGUGAUGCGGUCAGGAGGAGAGUGAAGACAGCUGGGAAGUGGGUGCAGACUGAUGUCCCUAUUCCAGUUGCUGUCAAAGACUAUAACCAGCACAUGGGGGAGGUUUACCGGUCCGAUGCUCUCACUGGGUAUUACAAUGUCAUCCACAAGACCAAGAAGUGGUACCGGACAUUUUUCUUCCACUUUGUGGACAUUGCUGUGGUGAACGCCCACAUUCUUUAUCAACAAUGCUACAGGGAUCCUGCUAUGACACAAAAGGAAUUCCGGCAGGCCCUUGUUGAGGAGCUUGCAGACCUAGGCUCUGAGUCACAGUCUCUAGCUUCUAAGAAGAAAUUCCCUUUCCCUUCCGACCAAACAGCUUCGCACAAACUACGCUACUUUGCAGAGGGACUCGAUGUGCCUAGACGGGCUGCAACCACCACAGGCAGAAGGAACUGUGUGCUCUGCCAUCGGAAAACACCAGUUGGCUGUGUGUCAUGUAAUGUGCCCUUGUGCUUCGUAGUACAGAGGGACUGUUUCAAUAUCUGGCACAGACAGAAUGGACUGUAGACAAUGGCCCCUGAUCAGAACAUUAGGACUGCCUUGGAUCAUUUACUUUAGUCUGUAAGUUUU